AUGGCGAAUAUGCUGACCAAAGACCAUUUCGUUCAAAGAUUAGAGCGGCUCAAGUGUAGCAUCUGUCUGGACGACUACAGUACCGAGCACGUCCCUGUGCAACUUCUGUGUGGUCACAUCUUCGGAGACCACUGCAUCAUCAAGCAAGUCGAGGCUGAAAUGCCAAACAACAAUCGAUGUCCACUUUGCCGUCAAGAGCUUUUCCAACAAGAGACUACACCUGUAUAUGACAGCGACGAGCCGGAAUUUGACGAUGCCGAUGACGAAAACGAGGAGGAGGAAUGGGAGUUCGAUGAAGAGAGGUAUCAGGAGACCCUUGCUGGGCUUCUUCAUGACAGUGAGCCAGGUACGGCACACUUCGUCUCCUCAGAGCUCAACAUGCUUGCGGACCCAGGGGGGGGCGGACAAAUGGUCUAG
Molecule: messenger RNA, 417 nt
Organism: Alternaria rosae
Lineage: Eukaryota; Fungi; Ascomycota; Dothideomycetes; Pleosporales; Pleosporaceae
Exons: 2
Coding region: 1-417 (138 amino acids)
Biological process (GO): protein ubiquitination; interstrand cross-link repair
Cellular component (GO): nucleus
Molecular function (GO): ubiquitin protein ligase activity
Source: RefSeq, a predicted model, not a curated record